UCGAUAUUAAUAAAAAUGGAUGAAUCCGAGGAUAACAUGAGUAUUGAUAGCUUAAGAACAGAGAGCAGUCCGCUGACAAUCAAAACAAAACCAAAGAAGAGGUCACUUGUUGAACGAGAACUUGAAACAAAUCUGACAGCACGAGUCACAUCACCGAUCACCAAUAGUGAUGGAACUACGAGUAGAUAUGGCCGUGCUCGUCGACUUAAAGCGGACUCGGAAGUCAGUGACACUGAGGUCGUUGUGAGAUCAGUGAAGACCCCAGUAUUAGAUAAGACCCCGACAAAGAUUCAAUCACCAGUUUAUAAGAUGCAUGCAUCAAAUUCACCAAUCAAACUAGAACCCUCUAAAAGUGCUCCAAAAAGGAUAUCCAUUGAGACUAACCUUGACAAUCAAAUAGAGAAUAUAUAUCAUGAGAACAUCUUGUUAAGUAGAUUUGGUUCAGAGGAGAAGAAGAGUGUUUCUCCAAUUAAUAAAGCACCAAAAGUGUAUGUACGUAAAGAUUUAAUUCAGAAAAGAGAUGAUGAUGAUGAUGAUGAUGCAAUCACUUUAAUAAAGAACAUAUUUUCACCAGUAAAAAGUACAUCUAAGUCUAAUAGUCAUUUGAGGAACAUUCUAGAGAGAUCCUCUGAAAAAUAUGGUUUGAAUAGCACUGCAAAAUCACAAGGAUAUGCAUCUGUUGUUAAAACUCUUGAUUUUGAUAACAAAAAGAAAAGGAAAGAAGCUAGGGAUGUUAAGACUGUUUUAUCCAAAAGUGAGGUCUUUGAUUUGGAGGCCAGGUGCGAGUAUCAGGUUGGAGACUUGGCUUGGGCCAGAAUGGGAACAUAUCCCUUCUGGCCAUGUAUUAUUACAAGAGACCCAUUUAGUGGCAUGUUUGUUAAGAAGAAGUUAUUUGGACGAAUAGAAAGGGAUGUGAUGCAUGUAACUUUCUUUGGAGACAAUGGACGCCGCAGCUGGAUUGUGGACAGUAUGUUGAGAAAAUUCCUUGGACAACUUGAGUUUGAGGCCACGAGAGAACAGUUCAGCCCUUCUGCAAAGAAAAGAGAUCCGAGGUUUUAUUCAGCGUUUUUUAUAUCUGAGAAGAAACUACCUCAAUGGAAUAAAUCCGUUGAGGAGGCCGAAAUAUUGUUACGCGAACCAAAAAGAUUAAGGAUAGAUUUACUUAAUGACAUGUUAGUGAAAGAGAGAGCAGCAAAAUGUACCUCAAAACAUAAUAGAAGUGGAAAAAUAACUAGAACAGAUAGUGAUGUAUCAUUAAGUGAGAGUUUAUAUGACACUUUAUUUUCUGAAGAUGAUGGAAAGACUGAAGAUUCUGAUAGAUCUCGGAAUAAAUCCAGAAAUAAGUCACUUGAUGUAUCCGAAGUUGUUACAGCUUGUCUUGAUAAUAUGGCCGCCAAAACUGGUAUUACAAAAAUACAAAGACAAUCACAUAUGGAUAGAUGGUUACAAAAAGCAAAAUCUAAAACACCAGAAAAAUCUCAAGCGAAAGUCCAUGUUACACAAAAAGAAUCUAAAAGUGCAAUUCUCAGUUCUUUACGUAAUAAUUCUAUUGCUAAUAAAAAAAAGAAACCUGUACUGAAACCAAUAAUAAUACAAAAACCUUACAAAUUAAGAAAAUCUAAUAAUCAAGCUCAGAAUUUAUUAUCACAUGAAAAUGAACAGGAUUCUAGUACCGAAUUCAAUACUUCAUCUGGACUAGAACAUAAAGAAAAUGGUAAAAAUUUUGAACAUAAAAUUAAUGAUUCUAUUGAACAUAGUGUUAUUGCUGAAGUUGAAAGUUCCAGUGACAUAGCGCAAGACAAUGACAAAAAUGAUAAUGAAAGCAAUGCUCUUAAAUCAAUACAAUGUAACAUAAAUACAAAUUUGAAAAAUGAAGAUAUGGAAAAUUAUGAUACUAGCAGCAACACAGAAAAUGUAUUUGAAGAUAUAAAAUUUUCUGUAGAUAAUAUUGAAGUUAAUAAAUAUAACCUAAAUGAUAGUGAAACAAAUAGCUCCUUACAAGAAAAUAGUCAAGACAAUAUUUCUAACGUACAAAAUGACAGUGAAGUCAGUAAUAUUCAGCUAAAAAACGAAGAAGUAUUACAAGAAGACAGAAUUAUUGAUUACUUAGAAACUGAAGAAAAUGAAAAUUCAUAUGGUAUAAAGACUUCUAAUAGAGAUGACAAUCAAUUACAUAUAACAGACAUAGAAAAUAGUUAUGAAGACAGUCAAGAAAAUAUUUCAAAUCCAAAAGACAGUGAAACAAAUCCUAAUCAAUCUAAUGAUAAAAUGAAUGAAUUAAUGACAAAAGGACUAAAAGAAAGUUUAAAUAAUAUAUCAUUCUCUGAAAUACAAUCUAAUAGUAUCACUGAAGAUGGUGUCAAUGAAGAGUCUAUGAAUGCAAUAGAGACUGAAAGUACUGAUGAGAUAAAUUUGAAUGUAAAACCAAUUGAUAACUCUAAAGAAAUUGAUAAUGAAAAUCUAAAUAUACUUAUACAUGAAAAACUUGAUACCAAACUGAAUACUGUAACUUCAAUUGAUCUGUGUCUUCCACACUUAAUGCAAAAUGGUGAUAUAAAUUGUAAAAGUUUAAAUGCUGAAGACAAAAGCAGUAAAUAUUUGGAUGAUGCUGAGUUGGAAUCUCGUAAUGGUGAUGUUUUAGAUAUAUUUGAACAAGUAAUUAGUGAUAACCAAGAAGUUCCUGAGUUUAGCGAUAAUUGUAAAAAAAAUGUUUCCAUGAAAGAGCCUGUAAAAGAAUUAGACAUUACAAACAUAAAUGAAAAAGAUAUGUCAAAUCAGAAUAGUAAUUAUUUGUAUAAUAUUCAGCUGGAAUCUCAUAACAUUGAUGCUGAUGUGUCUAAAAAGGUAUCUUGUGAUAAUGAAACUUGUACUGACAGUACAGAAAGUGGUACAAAACAUGUGAUCAUUAAUGGUAUAGAUAAAGAAAUAGAUUUUAAUGUAGUCAAAAACCAUAUAAAAAGUCAGAACAUUAAAUGUUUGUUUGGCAAUGAGUUGGAAUCUCAUAACAUUGAAUCAUCAGAAGCGUUCGAAAAACAAUCUUGUAACGACCAAAAUGUGCUUGAUGGUGGUAUGAAUAAUAGGAAUAAAUUUGAUGUGACGGAACAAAAACAAGCAUUAAAAGAUAAUGUUACAAAUAUCACUAACACAAUGGAAAUAAAUGACUCGAGCUUUGAAUUUACUGAGAGAUAUGAAACAGUAAAUCUGAAGACCGACAUUAAUGAACGGGAUUUAAAUUCUGACAUGGAAAUAUCUAUAUAUGAAAACAAGGUACAAACAAAUUUAAAAAUUCAUGUUUCUAAUAAUUUACAAAAUGAGUGUUGUCCUUUUAAUAGUAGUAUUGAAAUUGUUCGUAGUUUCAGACCUACUAAUAAAGAUUUUGAAGCAGAAGACGUAAAAUUAAAAGGAAGCAAGCAUCUUACCUCUGAAGAUUAUAAAGAUAUUCAUGAUAUUGAAAAACAAGGUGAUAAUAUGGGUAAUGUGUCUAGUGUAAAUGAUUUUAACGAGAGUGUAAAUAAAAACAAUAAUGUAACAAAAGUUGAAAAUGAUUUAAUUAAAAAUUUAAUGUGUUUAAACCAAUUGUGUUCUAGUAAUAUUCAACUAGAUACUAUAGAAAACCAUAAUUUAAACAAUGACCUGGAAUGUGUUGUCCAGGUAAAUAAUGAUGAAGUGUUUAAUAACGACUCAUCUCUAGAAAUAACUGACUCUGAUUCCGUUAAAAUGAAUGGCUUUCACCAUUCUACAUUUCAAGAUUACUUAGAUGCUGAAACAUCGUCAUUGAAUUCAGAAGAUAGUGAGCCUUUGUCUAUUACAAGACUUAAACUUAAAAAUCUUAAAGAUACUAAUAAACUAUUGAAUCCAGAUUUCGUGCAGUAUUUAGAUAUGAAACUGGAUGAUUUGAUAGAAGAACAUCCUAACCAGACACGAGAUGAAAUUGUGGAAUAUUUGUAUAAAACCUGGGAGUAUGAACAAAAUACAAAAUCGGAUUUUAGAAAGAACGAUGAAAUUAAACAAUUGAGUAUGAUAAAAGGCUUAACAAACCAGGAUGCUGUUCGAAAAAAACAUGACCAAAAUUUUAAGUUAGAAGCUGGUAAAAAUGAAGAUAUUAAGCAGUCGUAUAUGUCAGAUGAGUUAACACACUACAAUGGCAAUAGGAAAAAAAGUGUAAAAGAUAACGUGAGAAACGAAAAGGUCGUUAAAAACAAAACUCUGAUAAAAGAACAAGCUAAAAAUAAGCAUAGGCUUUCUUUAAAACGUUGGUUAAUACCGCAGACUUCUGAAAUGCCAGAAGUUAAAAAGGAUAAAGAUAUAACGGAAAUAAAAAACAAAGUUAAUGAAAAUACGGGCCUAGAUUUCAUAAAGGUACCAGUAGAGAAUAUGAGUCAACAACACUUCGAAUCAUUUACGAUUCAGCAUUUAAAUACAGAAUCAUCUCCCCACAUAGCUGAAGCAAUGAAAUUAGAUAAUACAGAAAUUAAAUUAGAAUUAGAAAAUCAACCAAAGGAUGAUAAUGAAAUUGAAGCUAUUGCACUAUGUUCCUUACAGAAAAAAUUAUCUGAAAAUCUAGUCAAACAAAUUAAUUCAGCCCAAUUUCUUAAUGACAAACAUAACGAUGAAAAAUAUAAUGUUAAAGUUGAAUUUGAUUCUGAGAAUAUAUCAAUACAUUCUGAAGAGUCUGAUGCUUCAGUGUCCAAACGGAAACGCCUGAAACCCGGAGAAAAAUCUGUAUGCAAUUUAGAUGAUCCGGAGUUUGUAAAAUACUUAGAACUCAGACAAGAUACUUUGAUUGACGAAAAUCCUCAGUUAACACAGGCGGAAAUAAAAUCAUAUUUAUAUAAAACUUGGCUAUAUGAGGAAAGUGUAAAGUCUGAAAUUAAAAAGAAUGAUGAAAUCACACAAUCCAAUUUGGUGAAAGGAUUACAACAGGACGCCCCAGUGAAGAAAAUAAGAAAAAAAGUUAAAGCAGAAAAAGAACUUCUAGUUGACAAUAUUGUGAUGAAAGAUAAACCUAAACGUAAGACAUCUCAACCUUAUUAUAAUGAAGAGAUUUCAGAUAUUGAAGAUGACUUGGAAAUGUUUGAAAUAGGAAAUAAUACCAUAAACGAAAUAAGUAACCUUGAUAAAUUACAAGUUGGUAGAAAAACAAAUGAAGUUAUAGAAUUAUAUGAAGAAGAAAUCGAUGAAGUAGAAUUAUAUUUUGAAGAUUUGACUAGACCUAAACCAAAUAUAUUCAAAGGAUUGAUCAGAGAAAAAGUCUGUAAUAUUUGUGAAAAAACUGAUAAUCUCAUUAAAUGUAAAGGAUGUAGCAACAUGUUUCAUUUCGACUGUGAUAAGAAAGAGAGUGAGAAAGUUAUUGAAGUAUCUAUACCAUCAAGAGGUCGUAAGAAGAAGAAAAAGAUUGGGCGCAAGUCUAAAAAUCUUGAAGAUUCAGGUAGUCACAGCGACGAGAGAUCUCAAGAUAUAUCUGAUGAGCAUAUGUCCAUUGAUGAUAUUGUAGAACCUGUACCCCGUGUAGUAGACGCCGAUAGUUUCGAAGCACAAUUGGCUGAUAAAAUGAAAGAACUGCUCGAUUCUUAUAACCUAGAAUAUGAGUCGUACUCAAGUGACGACGGUAUUAAUUGGGACAAUUGCAUUGCUGGUAAAUGUGAGAUUGUUGAUGUAAAAUUGAAACCAAAGAAGGAAAGUAAUGAUUAUUCAGAUUUUAAGUGCAAAAACUGUCAGAAGUAUGAUAUCCCAGUGUGUUUUGUAUGUAAACAGGCCACAUCUAAGUCUGGAUUGGUGUAUAGACAGAAAUGCCAGGUCGCUCAUUGUUGUAAAUAUUAUCAUAUAGAGUGUUUGGACCACUGGCCUCAAACUCAGUUCAGUUCAGGGGAAAUUUCGCGGAACAAGAAAAAGAAUGAACAUGUAGAAGCUUUGACGUGUCCACGUCAUGUAUGCCACACGUGUGUAUCAGAUGAUCCUAGGGGUUGCAAGACGAGAUUCAGUGGGGACAAACUGGCCAGGUGUGUUAGGUGCCCAGCCACAUAUCAUACGUUUACGAAGUGUUUGCCAGCGGGAAGCCAAAUAUUAACGGGCUCUCUUAUAAUUUGUCCACGGCAUUAUGAGCAUAGACCCGGUAAGGUCCCAUGCCACGUGAACACCGGGUGGUGUUUCAUCUGCGCGUUGGGCGGUACUCUCAUAUGCUGUGAAUACUGCCCUACCUCGUUCCACGCUGAGUGCCUUAACAUUAAACCACCUGAAGGUGGCUAUAUGUGUGAAGAUUGUGAGACGGGCCGUCUGCCGUUGUACGGCGAAAUGGUGUGGGUGAAACUUGGACACUAUAGAUGGUGGCCAGGCAUAAUCCUGCAUCCGUCCGAAAUUCCGAGCAACAUUAUGGCGGUGAAGCACUCGCCCGGCGAGUUUGUUGUCCGAUUUUUCGGACAGUACGAUUAUUAUUGGGUCAACAGGGGCAGAGUGUUCCCCUUCCAAGAAGGUGAUUCCGGCAAAGUGUCAAGUCAAAAGUCUAAAAUUGAUGCCGCCUUUACAACUGCAAUGGAGCACGCGCAGAGGGCGUGUGGAGUUUUAAAAGCUGCUCAGCCGAACGAAGAGGAGUCAUUAGAUAUAGCUUCCUCGCUCUUGCCGCCGCAUUAUGUGAAACUCAAGGUGAACAAGCCGUGUGGGUCGCUCUGUGGGAAAAGGAUAGAUAUAGAAGAAAGUUCACUCACACAGUGCGACUGUAACCCUGACGAAGAGGACCCCUGUGGACCCUACUCGCAGUGCCUUAACAGAAUGUUGCUAACAGAAUGCGGUCCUAUAUGUCGAGCGGGCGACCGCUGCAAUAACCGCGCGUUCGAGAAACGUCUCUACCCCAAAUUAGUGCCCUACCGCACCCCGCAAAGGGGUUGGGGAUUGAAAACUUUAGAAGAAAUUCGAGCUGGACAGUUCGUGAUAGAGUAUGUAGGCGAGUUAAUAGAUGAAGAUGAAUUCAAACGACGGAUGAACAGAAAACAUGAAAUACGUGAUGAGAACUUCUAUUUCUUGACGUUGGACAAAGAGAGGAUGAUCGACGCUGGACCCAAAGGGAACUUGGCCAGGUUCAUGAACCACUGUUGUGAGCCCAACUGUGAGACUCAGAAGUGGACGGUGCUCGGUGACGUCAGAGUUGGACUGUUCGCCAUCGACGAUAUACCAGCGAAUAGCGAAGUGACAUUCAACUACAAUCUGGAAUGCGCGGGCAUAGACAAGAAGCGCUGUUUGUGCGGCGCGAAGCGGUGUAGCGGUUACAUUGGCGCGAAACCAAAGCAGACUGAAACGCAACAGAAAAAGCCGAAAGUCGCAGCGAAACGCACCUACAAGAAGCGAAAACAGGAAGGCUCGCCGUCUACAAAAGCGAAACCCAAACCCAAACGGUCGGUAGGACGCCCCACCAAGCCCCGGGAACUAACAGAAAUAGAGAAGGACCUGUUGAUAAUUAAAAGUGCAACAAACGGCCUGUCCAGUGACUCGGACUGCAGCAGAUUGAGUAGCCUAGAAGGAGACAGAAGUCAGAAAGCGCAGAAGAGGAAAAGAGUCAGCUUCUCAACAGAAGACGUUAUUCUCAACGGCAAAAAUUCUCCGUGUGUCAAAAAAAUGAAAAUGGACGACUACAAAAGUAGUGAACUGGAUUGAAGUUUGUGUUCUGAUUUGGUUAGAUUUUUUUUAUUUCGACAGCUGGGUUACUCUUGAAAACAAUUCCGAUCGGUCGAUAUUAGAAUUGUGUCGUUAUGUCACUUUGAAAUGCAAUGAAUUUUACAAUAUUGUUAUUGGAUUGAAAUUGUUUUAUAUUCAAGAGCAGACCUGUUUGUCGAUAGACUA
This is a messenger RNA of Achroia grisella, 7830 nucleotides long. RefSeq lists its product as uncharacterized. The transcript is spliced from 13 exons. Gene Ontology annotation, biological process: regulation of DNA-templated transcription. Bases 16 to 7644 code for a protein of 2542 amino acids. NCBI's taxonomy places the organism in Eukaryota, Metazoa, Arthropoda, Insecta, Lepidoptera, Pyralidae. Gene Ontology annotation, cellular component: nucleus; chromatin. The record is from RefSeq and is a predicted model, not a curated record. Gene Ontology annotation, molecular function: histone H3K36 methyltransferase activity; protein binding.